Spodoptera litura is the source of this 3440-nucleotide messenger RNA. The record is from RefSeq and is a predicted model, not a curated record. Lineage: Eukaryota; Metazoa; Arthropoda; Insecta; Lepidoptera; Noctuidae.
AUGACCGCUGUCUUACACCCGCUGGUGGAAGCGAAACUAUUAAAUCACGCUCUAGCAGGGCUGAGGCCGUGGUGGUGGCAUGCGUGCAACGUUGCGCUACACGCUGCAUGUUGCGCGUUAGUGGCGCGAGCUUGCGUCACUAUCGCGCGACUGCAGCGUCCGUUCGCUGCACUAGCGGCACUGUUGUUUGCCGUGCAUCCUGUACACACUGAGGCGGUAGCUGGAGUAGUAGGCAGAGCUGAUGUGUUAGCUUGUAUUUUUUUUCUAUCAUCACUUCUAGUUUAUCACAGGCCUCCGAGCAACAAGAAGUGUGUUUGGCUCAGCGUCGUGCUCGGAGCUCUCAGUAUGCUGGCCAAAGAAACUGGCAUCAUGAUAUUUAUACUCAAUCUAGCCUUCGACUUUUAUAGAUGUUGGCCGUUUGUUAAAAGAUCAAUAUGUUCCUUAAAAAUUGAGAAGAAAUGUACAGGGCUAUCACUAAGGACUAUAAAAGUGGUAGUUUCUUUAGCCUUGCUGGUCUGUCUGAGACUAGCACUAUUACAAGGGACGUGGCCCUCAUUCUCGCCACAAGAUAAUCCAGCUGCCUUUCAUCCUAGUUUUUUUGUCAGAUUGAUGACGUUCUGCUACCUAGCGGCAUUCAACUGGUGGUUGCUCCUAUGUCCGUGGACUCUCAGCCACGACUGGCAGAUGGGGUCAGUGCCAUUGAUCACCAGCGGUUGGGACCCCAGGAACUUGCUCACUUGUGCCGCUUUUGGGGCACUGCUGGUACUGUGCUAUCGGUUUAUUGCCGAUUUAGAGGUACAGAAGCACACGCCAGCAGUGAUCGGCGUCCUCCUAAUGGUUCUACCCUUUGUGCCUGCCAGCAAUUUAUUGGUAACAGUGGGAUUUGUAAUUGCCGAGAGAGUGCUUUAUAUACCAAGCGUGGGUAGUGUAAUAAUCACAGCGUACGGUGUACAACUGAUGUGGUGUUCGAAGCCUGGCACGAAGGUGUACCUGGCGAUUGGUCUGGCGGUCCUCGCUGCCAGUGGAGUCGCCAGGACACAUCGUAGGAAUGCUGAGUGGAGGGAUCGAGCUACUUUAUUGAGGGCGGAUUUAGUGACUUUGCCGCAGAACGCUAAACUGCACUACAACUUGGCGAACUUUCUACGCGAGACAGAACAACAAGACAGUGCCAUCAAACAUUACAAAGAAGCUUUGAGAUUAUGGCCAAGUUACGCGAGUGCUCACAACAACAUAGGCACUCUGGUGUCGGGUAUGGAUAACGCUGAACAUCAUUUCUUACAAGCGAUAAAGUUUAAUAAGUACCACGUGAAUGCACACUACAACCUUGGCAAGCUUUAUAAAAAAAGUGGUAGAAUGCAGCAAGCAGUAACAAUGUUAGAAAAAUGCAUAUGGCUACAGCCUAGAUUCGUGCAGGCGCAUGUCGAACUAUUGUCUCUAAAGACAGAGAAUGAGAAGCAGAGGAUUCUGAAGAGACUGAUUGACCUGGAACCGAGUAACUGGGAACAUUAUGUGCUGUAUGGUGAUUGGUUGAGAAGUAGGGGGUUGCCAGCACCAGCUGCAAAAUACUACCUAGAAGCAACAAGACUGAGUUUUAGGUAUCGAGGGGCUGAGAGGAACGUUAGAGCAGACCUGAUCACCUUCAGGUAUACUGCGCUCAUGUACCGGUCACUGGGACAGAAGUCUAGGACAUUGCAGUUACUAACAAGGUGGCACACGUGGAGACGAGGUUGGCCGAGUGCAGCAGCAGCUCACAUGUACCUAAGAGACUGGCGACUCAAAAUGGAGCUGGAAGGUCGAGCACAAAUAUAUUCUAAGGCUGUCAGUCCUACAAAAUCAACAAAAUGCUUCGACCACACACAGCUAGCGGUCGGAUCAAAAGAAGAACGAAUACCACAAAAAGAAGAAAAAAAUAAAACUGUGGACACAAAAAGUGCUAUCAAAAUCUCAAGUGAUAAAAAAGACAGUGACAAUAGAUCGUGCGGGACCAAAAAACGUAACUUAUCUGUUUCGUCACAAAUAAAGACAACACACAAUAAAUCUGAGAUCGGAUUAAAAGACAAAAAGUGUACCUUGCAUAGAAAAGAUAAGAAAAAGAAUAAUGGCGUCAUAGCGAACAUAGGUGCGCCAUUGGCUGAACACAUACUUAUGAAGACGUAUUAAUUUGAUGGCUUUUACACCAUGUGAGACAAGCAAUCCUGACUGGUUAAGUUUACAAAAAGAUGUAGUAAAGGUAUCAAAGUAUCGUAUCCAAAAUUAUUUCAACCUAACAAUUGUUGCAAUUGUUAAUGUCAAUGAAGAUCAGAUUGAAACGAAAAUGACAAAGAUAUUCGAGAAGAUUUAAACAUUUUACUUGAAAGACUUUUGGCUUGCUUGUCAACAAGUUACCUCAAGUGAUUUAAGUGACAAAACAAUGAAUGAAACCAGUUCACGAGACUAUAUCCAUCAAUUUUGGAGUGUGAUAUUUUGAGCGUGAAUGUUUCUUUUGGCAUAGGAAACGCUUGGCAGAAUUUUUUUAACAAAAGGUUAGUUCUAGAUACGCCGACAAUAUCGCAAAAUGUAGUUAAGAUGAGAAACUUCGUGUUUGGAAAGUUCCAGACUGUAAUGGAGUUUCCAAAUUCGUUGUGUUUAGAUAGAAAACUAAUUUAAAACGAUGUUUAGUGAUAAUAAUAAGAGAAACAAUCUAUUUUUGUCAGAAUGUAUGGAGGGUGAUUUAUAUGAAAAUGCACAAAAUUUUUACGCUAGCAUUAGUCUUUUGUAAGGUUCCGAUGAUGUUUGUUUCAAAAGUAUUAUUUUAUUGUACCUUUUUAAUAUGGACACAAUGUUUUGGGAAAAUGGUUAGAAUGAUGAUUUUUGUACAUUAUUUAUUUAAUCCUACUAUUGUUGUUAUAAAGGCUAAGGAUUGUGCCACAGCUAGUAAAGAGUAUGCGCUUGACCUUACCGAUCGGUAUGUACCGCAGAUGAUUGAACAAUAAGUCAUUAACUUUAUUGUCAAAACACACAUACGAUAUAGCGGUUAUUUAUUUUGUUGUUGAUAGCUACGAAAAUUAAAAUGUUUUUGUAAAUUACCCGUGAUGUUCUGAUCUAUAGAUACAAAAUCUAAAUUAUUUUUAGAAUGUAAUUCUUGAUAUUUAAUUUUUUUUCUUUCUUUUUUAGUCGUAUUUGAAAAUAGACGUCAGCGAUUUUUUUUUAAAGUGCUCUUUCUUUGUUAUUUCGAAAAUAGGUACUACUUGUUUUAUUUUAUUAUUAAUUUCAAUUUUAUUACUAAAUUUAAUUCAUGUCUAAUCAACAAUCUAAGAAACUAAAACUCUACACCGCCGCAAUAAAAUAGAAUAUUUAUCAACAUUUUUGUUGAUACUAACGACAUUUCGACACAUGUUCAGAAUAAUACAUGAGCAAGUAAUAUAAUGAUUGCUGUCAACAACAGAAUAAUAAAAGGCGAU